AUGGACGCUCUCCCUCCGUUUUAUCGAUCUGUGAUGACGGCUUGGUUUGCUCUGGAACGGAAGUUUGUUGACAAUGAAUACGUCAUUUGCGGUCCUCGGAAAUCUAUGGUCACGCUUGAACAGCUCUCGGCAAGUUUCGUCUAUGACACCCUGUCUCACCAACAAAACAAACAAAAUGGCGGAAAGGUAUUUUGAACACAAAUGUGAAAUGAAAUUGCCCUUGAAGAACUAGAUGAAAAUACAAACAAAAGCACCAAAUUUUGCUUGAACAAAAGAACUAAAUGAAAAUACGAACAGAAGUACCAAAUUUUGGUUGAAACUCUGGCCAGUGGCGUAGCCAGAACGAUAAUUGGGGGGGCCCAUAUUCAUAUAUAAAUCAAUUGUUUUUAUGGUAUGUGAACACGAAUAUAUGAAUAUGGGUCCCCCCAAUUAUCGUUCUGGCUACGCCACUGAGUCUGACAGGACUGGGCUUUGGCGAGAGAAUAUGAUAUUGACGGAGAAGUAUACAAUUUUGUCAUAUGCUAAUAAUAAACAAGUAAUCAUGCAAUGUUGCUCGUACAAUUAGGGAUUAAGUAUUGUUAUUGUAUGUUUGGAAAUUUGCCAAAUUGGACUCGCCCCGGCGGCUCGUCCAAUUUUGGCAAAAUUUCCAAACAUACAAUAACAAUACUUAAUCCCUAAUUGUACUCGCCAUCGCAUGAUUACCUAUACUAACUAUUCACGCAAACUUACAUUUUUUCCUAAAAAAUCAGCCUUUUGCAUGCUUAAUUAACUCAUUUGCCUAAUUUGCUUAUGUCAGCAAUAUGCAAAUUAGGUUAAUGCAUUAAUUAAGCAUGCGAAAGGCUGAUUUUUUAGGAAAAAAUGAAUAGUUAAAGGGCUUAAACUACAGCAAAUUAUCUGAAAUUUUGUACAGUAAUUAAAAACCCAACAAAGUUUCCAUCCAUUAACACAAAAUACUGUUUUGUGAAAUUGAGAGCAAUUUCAAAUCUGUUCAAUUUUUUUAUACACCCUGUAUAAUUAUACUCUUGUGAUAUAGGCUACAUUUCAUUGAAUCUGAUUUUUAAAUUAACUAUGCCAAUUUAUGGGUUAUUUUAACCAGGUCCGGAUGUGGUUAAUCAUUUUACUAUGUCUAUGAUAUCUCUUUGUUCUAGUUCAAUGUAUCCAUACUGUCAGUUCUCACUUCAAGAAACACAAGCUUGGUUGCGAUGAAAAGUGCCCACAACCAUGCGAGUAAGCUCGCCCUGUGAAACUUAUAGCGAAAUAAUUUAUUUAAUUGAAGUUCUGCAGUGAACCUGCCGGAACAGACAGAACAAAGAAUUAAAGAGGUGUCUGUUUUAUAAAGGUCAUCAUGAUGAUGUCAUUUUUAAAACUGCAGUGACAGUUUCGUAGGUCAUUAAAAAUUGAUUAACAUAGCGUAUGAGGCAUACUAGGUUACUUAAUUUCUAUCGUACUACGUACACUACUGCUACAUUGUACAUCUCAAGGAGAGGUUUGGAUGUCAAUCAUGUCAUUCAAUUGAGUUUUUUUCAGUUGAGUGUUUUCAUGCAGUUCGGAUGAAAUCCUUUAUGUAUAGCUAUAUAUUUACUCAAGUAAUAAUAAUUAAUUAUUUGAUGCAAUAUAUAUAGCUAUUAACACAAUAUGUUAUUUUUAUAUAGACAGCAGAGUUUUCUCAACAACAUCAUGACAGCUACUUUGACAUCAAAAGAAAAGGUAUGCUGGCAGCUGUUAAAUAUUGCAUGCAUGCAUGUGCAUGGUAAAAGAGUUAGUAAUCUACAGUUAAUUCCUGCUUAUUAUUGCCGGCACCAUGACAGGUAACCUUUCCCUUCCUCUCAUUGUUCAGCUGUCCCUUCUUUAAGUUUCUUGUAUGAAUUUACAAUUCUUAAAUAUGUCUUUUCUACUCGUUUUUAUCUAAAGCAUCAUUAUUCUUAUACGUUCUGUUGUGAGCAACUAUCUUGCGUAAGAAGAUAUCACGUCUGUUAUUAAAAUCUACAUUAAGCCAUAUCGUUUUCUUUUCUUCAUUAAUUACUGGCGUUCUCGAUCGUGCAUGUAUCGUCUUGUUAAUUUCAUAAUCUUGUUAAUUCCACCACUCCGUGGAUAUUUUCCCUCUUACAAUUUCCAUUCACUCUGCCUCAGCUGAUUCAGUUCUAUCAUCCAUUCUAUAAUUAAAUAUCAAUCAAAGCAAUCUGAUUCUUUCUUCCUUCAAAUUUCACUCCAGCUCCACUAACCUUCUUGUUAGUAAGAUGUUCUCAGAGUGAUAUUCCUUGUAUCUGUCGUAACAUUCUGUUCUCUCUAAAGUUCUGUUCCUCCCUCCUCAGUUCCCCGUUUAAACUUGAUACAGCACCAAUAAACCACUUUCACUCUUCCAUGUCAAUGCUGUGCAUGUGUCUCCCAAAUAUUUCCUAACUUGGUUAGGUCGUGUUUCAUGUCCGUCUAGUAUAACUAUACUUCUAUUAGGAAUUUUAUCCUCUAUAUUAUUGAUUUUCUCCAUCGCCUCCUCUCAUGCCAUUGAUCUUUGCAGCUCCUCUUAAUUCCGUAGAUUGACUUUUAUAUCAUCUGCCGAGAGCAUGCAGGUAUCAAAUCAAAGGUAUUUACCUCACCGAAGUUCAAAUGCACUAUGUAAUGCGUGUUUUUUCGCAGGAACUCAGGAAAAAGAAAAGUUUCGGAGACAAUAAUGAGACAGAUUUUGUGUUUGAGUAAGUAUUAAGUCUAUUUUCUGCGUGUUAUAGCUUAUUAACUUUUUUGCAUAACUCAUUUUUUGGCAUUUUCAGAAAACAUAAAAAACCUCAAAACUUCUUAUUACGGAAUACACAACAGAGCAUCUGUUUAGCUAAAUUAUUUAGGCACAUAUUGAGGAGUUACAUCAUGCUUUGGAAACUUGGCCAAAAACCGUAAAUUUGUCAAAAAAUGACUUGGGCAAAAAAGUUAAUAUAAAAGAUGAUAUUUAUUUUCACACCUUACCUGCAUAUAACAAUAUUAACUUCACUUAUACUUGUCUUUCAAUACCAGUGACAACAUUCUUCGGGUGAAAAUAUUUUAUCACGAAUUCAAUCUGCAGAAAAUCGUCCAGUCUACGUACUAUGAUGUAAGUUUACAUACUAUGAUCUAAAUCGUGAAUUUUCCAUUUUUUUAAAAACUGUAUUGAGCUACCUUUAGCAUUUAUUAGACCCAACCAGGUGGAUGGGAGGAAAAUGUGUGGUUUGUGGUGGGGUUCAUUUCUGUUAUAUGAUUGGGUAGAGAAACAUCCCUUUUGGUUGUAACAUAUUCUUCAUCCAUUUUUAGAUAGAAACUCUUAUUGGUGAUAUCGGGGGACAACUUGGACUGUGGAUUGGUGUUUCUAUAAUAUCUGUCGCUGAAUUUGGUGAACUGUUGAUCAAUCUUUGUAUUGUGGCCGCACGGAAAUAUCACGACAGAAGAAAGAGUAAAACUGCUGUUAUUGAAUUGCAAUAA
Paramuricea clavata is the source of this 3444-nucleotide messenger RNA. The record is from the annotation of a GenBank genome assembly. NCBI's taxonomy places the organism in Eukaryota, Metazoa, Cnidaria, Anthozoa, Malacalcyonacea, Plexauridae.